AUGUUCGAUGCAAUCAAGAUGUACUUGGAUUGCAUAGGAGCAAUCUUUGCAGUGGUCAAGGCUACGAAUGGGGCGAGCCGAUUGAGUGCCUACAUGCUUCGGGAUGCGAUCCUUAAGUUCUACACCAAUAACCACUUGUUUCCGGCUGGGCUAUGUGCAGAUGCUGAGUGUACCCAAACCUGGGCUUUGAAGUAUGGCAAUGCCUUGAAGAGGCUAGUUGGCCGCACCCGGCGGAUUUGCAAGAGGGCCAGGACUUCCAAGGUGUGCAAUGACAAGGGUGACAAAGAUCAUGAUGAUGACGACUCGAAUGAUGGUGUGCCUGCUGCACCUGCGCCGGGGCUUCGGAUGCUUUCCUUUGAAACCCUGUCUUUGACUUCGGGGUCCAGUGGCUCCUCCUCGUCGGGUACGCUGUCGAGCUGCCUGUCGGUCCGUGAUUCUGAGGUCAGUCGUUUGGCUUCGCAGCUUCAGGGUCUUCGUUUGCUGAGCAAGGACUCUCCGGAGGGUCCGAGUGUCGGGUCCAGUGUCUCGACUACGGUGACUACGGCAAGCUUGUUUGACUUUGCUGCGAAAACCGAUUCGAAGCCUGCUGAUAUCCCCGCCGGCAAUAAGAUCCUGCCUUCCCGGGUUUUCGCUGACCUCUCCACGUGGCUGCCUGAACCUUCCAAAGGGUUCCCCUUGUCCAGCCAGUACGCAGGGGCCUUCGAUGCUGAGGAUGUUGAUGGUGUUCAUGACGAAGCGCCUGAGGAUAAGCCCAAAUCGAAGAAGCCGAAGAGGAAGCCAGGUUCCAAAAAAACGGGGCCCACGAAGGCUGAGAAUCUGGAGAGCAAGCCAGGUUCCAGAAACACGGGGCCCGAGGCUGAGAAUCUGAAGAGCAAGCCAGGUUCGAGAAACACGGGGCCCGAGAUUGCAAAGGAGCCUGCUGAACCGCUGGACCCCGAUUUCGAACCUUACCUGCCGAACCUCUACAGCGAGAAGCGAUUGGCUUACAUAGAGGCUCAUGCUGUGCAGUAUGGCAAGAAGGAGGCGUCUCAGAUGUGGAACACGUGCCUUCAGAAGGCUAAGAUGCUGGCAGGUGUGGGCCUACGGGAGCUUAAGAAGAGGAAGUUCGUUCCCAAAGAAGCCACCGAAAAUCCAUUUGUCAAGGUCGUCAAGCAGGCGAAGCUUGCUGCAGCGGGACUCCGUGGCACCUCCCUCGACAUCGAGCUGGAUCCGCAGACGAUGGAUUUCCUGAAGCCGGUCUGGACUGGAGGCUUCUGGAUGGGUAUGUUCGAUGGGAACUACACGAGGAACUUUGGUGAGUUCCUGGCUGGUGCCUUCCUGCACCUCCGGUCGGAGCCCUUCGUUCCUGAGAACCGCCUCCCGGGAUUGCGAGCUGAUGAUCUACGGAAAUCCGAUUAUGAGCUCUUCGUGCAGGCAAAAGCCAUCGAUGUACUUAUGUAUAUGUCCAAAUCAAAAUCCUUGGAGCUCCCUGGAAAUUGGGCCAAUGUGCUCUCGAUGAUCGGCUUGGGUGGCUGA
Symbiodinium sp. CCMP2592 is the source of this 1515-nucleotide messenger RNA. NCBI's taxonomy places the organism in Eukaryota, Dinophyceae, Suessiales, Symbiodiniaceae. The record is from the annotation of a GenBank genome assembly.